Molecule: messenger RNA, 1094 nt
Organism: Leucoraja erinaceus (little skate)
Lineage: Eukaryota; Metazoa; Chordata; Chondrichthyes; Rajiformes; Rajidae
Product: paraneoplastic antigen Ma1 homolog
Exons: 1
Coding region: 152-958 (268 amino acids)
Source: RefSeq, a predicted model, not a curated record
CUGUUUGACGUGCCGACUAAUACUGCGCAAGCAGACAUUGAAGAGACUGUUCAGACAGUAAAGGCACUUGGGAGAGUAAAGGUACAGGACGCCCAAAGGUACGGGACGUCCAAAGUGACAUUCAGACUGGCAGCAACCUGGUACUCUGUGAAUGCCAGAUUGCAUUCCCCCCCAACUGCAGCCAGUGAAGGGAGGCUCAGAAUGGAAACAUUUCCUCUUCAAUGAACCUGUGAGCCCAGCUGAAGAUUUUUUAGCUAAGCUAAACAAACUAAUGACUGAUGAAGGAAAAUCAGUAAAUGAUGUUCACGCCAUGCUGACUACAGAGACUCCACAAGGAAGCUCCCCAGAGUCCAUCAUCCGAGCAGUGGGAGACCUGUUGGGAAAAACGAUGAGACCUACCAGUGAGAACAAUGCAUUUCGACAUCUGCGGAUGUUCUCUGGAAACCUUCCCACACCGCCAGGAGAGGAGAGCCUUGACCAUUGGCUCGAACAAGCCAAUCUAAUGAUUGAAGAAUGUGACUGCUCUGAACAUGAGAAACGAAAGAGAAUAGUCGAGAGCUUAAAUGGGCCGGCCCUGGAAAUAAUUCAGGCUGUACGGCUAAACGACCCAGAUGCUAGCCCUGACUGUUAUUUAAAGGCCUUGGAAAGUGCCUUUGGCACGCCUGUGUCAGGACAAGGCUUAUAUUUUGCCUUCAGGAGCCUUCACCAACAGUCUGGUGAAAAGCACUCUGACUUUUUAAGGAGGUUGGAACGCUCGUUGAUCAAAGUAGUGCAGAAAAGAGGUCUUCUCAGCCACAGAGCCGAUCAUGCUCGAAUUCACCAACUCAUUAGAGGUGCUACUGACUCUGAUAUGAUGCUGUUACAGCUGAGAUUGAGAGAAAGAAGAGAGAGACCUCCUACCUUCUUAAAGCUCCUAAAUGAGAUUCGUGAAGAGGAGGAAUAUGAGACAGCUCGAUGAAAAUUAACUACAACAGUAAGACAAGUACAAGUCAGAGACCAAGCCAAUACCAAAGCUACAGAAGACCAAAAGUUGAAGGCAGAGAUUCAAGAGCUUUGUGCAGAGCUUGGUGAGCUAAGGGAAAAGCAGCAAGACA